Molecule: messenger RNA, 3411 nt
Organism: Cylindrotheca closterium
Lineage: Eukaryota; Bacillariophyta; Bacillariophyceae; Bacillariales; Bacillariaceae
Source: the annotation of a GenBank genome assembly
AUGCCGCCUCUUCCGCAAUCUCGAGUAAAAUCCAAUCGAAUAUUGAUAAAGGACAUGUUCGAACAUGCAUACGACAGCUAUAUGUAUAACGCAUACCCUGCCAGCGAAAUCAAGCCAAUGACUUGCAAACCUGCUGUCUUCAAUCUAGUCAGAAUACCUGCCCUCACGCUAAUCGACUCACUUGACACUCUUGUCAUUCUUGGAAACUACACUGAAUUUGCUCGGUCUGUUGAACGCUUGCGUGAGCUCAAUGAUUUCAUGGACAGCAAAACUGGAGAAUCGGGAAAAGGAGGUAUCUUUGCUCUAAAUCAGAAUGUUAGUGUAUUUGAAACAAAUAUUCGGAUUCUAGGCGGGCUGCUGUCCGCCCACCAACUGGCAGAGGCGUUUCUGAGUGACAAAGUGAUUAGAGCAGAUGUUUGGGAUUCUACUGGCGCGAUCCUGGUCGGAAAUGACAGAACGUUAGUCUGUGAGAGGAAUUAUGAUGCACAAGAAAUAGAUGAUUCUCAUAGAUUUGUCUCGUCGAUUCCCCGUUGUACAACUCAACUGAUUCGCGGAGCGACUUGCCAGGACCAAUCAAACAUGUACUGGGAAUAUGACGGUUUUUUCCUCAAAUUGGCACAGGAUAUUGGUGACCGACUCCUGCCAGCUUAUGCUACUCAUACAGGCAUUCCUUACGGAACGGUCAAUCUUUUAAGUGGCAUUCCAUUAGAUGAAACGACAAUUGCAUCCUUGGCAGGAGGUGGAACGUUAUCAUUGGAAAUGGAGUUGCUCUCGCGUCUCACAGGCAACAUGGAGUACGGAAAAGCAGCAAAGCUUGCUGCGCGAGCACUCUGGGUCAGAAGUUCUCAAUUCAACACUUUUGGAAAACAUAUUUGCACCCAACGCGGACAGUGGACAGAAUCAUUGAGUGGAAUAGGAUCAAAUUCCGACUCAUUUUAUGAGUACUUGGUCAAGCACUAUGUCCUAUUUCCUGAAGACCACGGCUUCUGGCACUCGGCCCUCUCAGCUUAUGGCGGAGUGCAUAAUGAAUCGCGUCUUGGUGAUUGGUACGCUGAUGUAGACUUGACCAGAGGAUUGUCAACGAAUGGAGUAGCUCGUCGGAUCUUUGAAGCUUUGAUGGCAUUCUACCCAGGGAUGCAAGUACUCCUUGGUGAGAUUGUUCCCGCCGCGCGCUCGCUUAAUUCUUUUUUCCUUGUUCGAGAGUAUCUUGGAUUUCUUCCGGAGCGUUUUGAUUAUGGAAACUGGAAGGUGGAUGGUGGCGGCGGAUCUCAUUUUUUGCGCCCUGAACUCAUCGAAAGCGCUUACUUCUUACAUAGGGCCACCAAAGGCCUGCAAAGACCACAGAUGUCCAUGUCAGCCUCUAGUUGGCAAUGGGCUGCAGACUACGCGCUCCAAGCUCUCGACAAGAUUACUCGCUCCAAUUGUGGGUUUGCUUCGUUGCGAGAGACAGCUCCUUGGUCGACCGGUGCAGCUGCAUUAGGUAGCCCAGCAAGUGCUGAGCUCAUCGACGACAUGCCGUCAUUUUUUCUCAGCGAAACAUUGAAGUAUCUUUACCUCACUUUUGACGACGACAACAUAAUCCAUGACGACGAAGAUAGGGAUUGGAUCUUUACUACUGAAGCCCAUCCAAUUCACCAUGCCGAUGUGUCAAAUAAUGAAGAGAAACUAUCGAGGUUAGAAAAUCGAAAGAAAGAGUUGAUCCGACGCCUUCGAUCUAGGCUAGCUGGAUAUCCUGAUAGCCAAGACUUUAGGUGGGAUGGGCUAGACAGGGAAAAAUGGGCAAUCGGCACAUCUCUCGAGGCUUUUGCACAAAAGCUUUAUCCAUUUGUUAGUGAGGAGAAUGAAAACGCCGCACACCGGAGAAACAACACCGAAGCUGCUCUGACAGAACCCAUCUUGUCAAUUGAUCAUGUUUACCGUGGUCUAGAUGUUUUUGGCGAAACUCAGAAUGGAUUGAACGAUGCACACUUAAUGUUACGAAGGAAUGGAAAUGGUGUUGCCCUCGCUAAGUCGUGUCCAAACUUUUAUUCUUCGGAGCUUCUCUACAUUAAUGCACUGAAUGGUGGUGGAACUGAUUAUACGACUAGUUAUGUGUCAACCCUACGGGAUGCUGUACACCCCGGUGAGAGUCGCUUUCUCAUGAUGGGUUCUAUCGACGCCCUUGCUUGGUAUGGCUUUGGCGUUCAUGUGAUUGAAGCGUUCGACCCGACAUCUUUCUGUGUGGUCGAAUACCUUGAAAACCAACCGCCAGCUGCAGGAAGCAGCGACGAAAAACAGAAAGAGGUUGUCAGUCAACGUUUUGAUGGCGGUGACCUGGGCAACUUUGAAAUACUAGCAUUUGAUGGUGGUGCUGGCUUCUCGAUCAAACAUAUUGGCAGCGGGCAGUCACUUGCAACAACGAUAAUUCAAGAUGCUGCGAGCAUACAAAGCGGAGACAAGUACUUUAUGGUCGACCACAGGAUACCAUAUCUGAAGGAAACAGAAGUUCGUGAAUCUGAUGUGGUGCAUCAUAGCGAUACUGAAGCGCAUCGCUCUGUUGUUAUGACAGACAAUCGAAGCAACUCUUAUGUUUGUGUCGUUGAAAUCAUCGAGACAACACAUGUCCUUGGGGAGUAUCCCAUCGACCAACGGUACGUCGAUACCCCAACUACCGGAGGUCGUGAAUCCAUGAGAACUGUUUUGGCACGAUAUCCAUGUGCACCAGCCCUCUUUGGAGUGACUCAUCCGAAUAAUUUGGCCUCAACGAGCGAGAUCCGUGUCGAAGCUCAGCUUGUAACACCGAAACAGGGUGACAAAGCAGGUUGCAAAGAUAGUACUGAUCAGUCGUGUUCAACAGACGAACAGGAUCAUUGUGGACAUCCGACAAUGUUUAACAGGUCAUCCCGAAUACAAUUAGUACAGAGGGGUUCCUGUACUUUUCAAGACAAAUCGAGAAACCAGGUGGGGGCCGAGGCUGUGAUUGUAAUCAAUUCGAAAGAGGAAGAGUUGUUUGUGAUGUCUGGGAACAGCGACCAGAUUGAAUCGGAGUUAUUUGACAGUCCCCUCACUGUCUUGGUCUCCGGUGCUGAUGGCCUUGACAUGAUUGAAAAAACGGAAACCUUCAGUGAAGAAAGGAAUUCUAGAACAACUGCCGAUAUUUGUAUCCAACGAAGUUGUAUGGUUUCAGUUACUCGCGAGAACACAAAAGUCACGAAUGAUGGCAACGACUUUACAGUAAUGGGAAAUCAGUUUUGGCCUGCUGUGGUUGCAUCACCUGACGCAAUUCAAGUGUUUGUAGAAGAUGGCUGGGGUGUUCAUGCUGCGCAAAAGAGUAACGCUGGACCUGGACCUGUCGAGUGGCAACUUUACCUACUGCGGUUCUAUAAUGGCCAGGAGAAUAGCGAUGUUGCUGAAAUAGACGAAAUAUCAUAG